Gopherus evgoodei (Goodes thornscrub tortoise) is the source of this 1601-nucleotide messenger RNA. RefSeq names its product NOP16 nucleolar protein (gene NOP16). The coding region runs from base 84 to 815 and encodes 243 amino acids. The record is from RefSeq and is a predicted model, not a curated record. Gene Ontology annotation, cellular component: nucleolus. Lineage: Eukaryota; Metazoa; Chordata; Testudines; Testudinidae. The transcript is spliced from 6 exons. Gene Ontology annotation, biological process: ribosomal large subunit biogenesis.
CAUCAUGCCCAGCGCCCCGCCCAGCCCGGCGGCCCUGGGGUCUCUGACUGCAGCCGCGUGAGCUCGGAGGCGCCGCCGCCGCGAUGCCGAAAGCCAAAGGGAAAAACCGGCGCCGAAAGUUCGGCUACAACGUCAACCGCAAGCGGCUGUACCGGCAGAGCCGCAAGCGGGCGGCGCCCCGUAUCGAAUGCUCCCACAUCAGACAUGCAUGGGACAGAACAAAAUCCGUGUCUCAGAACCUGGCUGAAAUGGGGCUGGCUGUAGACCCCAACAAGGCGAUUCCCAUCCGGAAAAGGCAUCCGGUGAUGGAAAUGGAGGUUGAUGGCCAAGACAAAGGGAAGAGAGUUGUGAAGAAGCCUUAUGUCCUGGACGCCAGGGCAUAUCUUGAAUGCUGUCUCUUCAUGACAACCCUCCCGCCUGCUCUCAGAUCUAAGCACUGGAGCUGGCCACUGAGCCAAUGGGACAGACACACAUCACGUGUGAGCUGGAGUAUGAGGCCAGUCUCCCGGAGAAAAAGUCAGAGACACUCUCCAGAGACCUUAUUGACUAUGUGCAGUACAUGGUACGGAACCAUGGCGAGAACUAUAAGGCCAUGGCUUGUGAUGAGAAGAACUACUACCAGGACACGCCCAAGCAGAUCAAGAGGAAGAUCAGUGUGUAUAAGCGCUUCUACCCAGAGGAGUUCCAGGCUUUCAUUGCAUCCCUGCAGCAGGUCAAGAUGGACCAGCAGUGACUGCUCCCACCCUGCCCUGUUGGACCCACCUGCAGCUGUGGGUCCCAUGCUGCCCCUCCCCAGGCAACCAAGGGAAGAUUGACUCUGCCUGCUGGUGCCAUUUCACCAUUCGCAGGCUGGGGCUUGCUGAACUCCAUGUAGCUUCUGGUGGGCAGGGAUGGAGCCGCGCUCCGUGGGGAGAAGGUGGGAAUGAGCAUGCGCUAGAAUGGGCUCCUCCGUGUGCCUCAGCAUAGUGGGGGCGAAAGGAAGAGACAGUCUCUUGUGUCCUGCAGCUCCUAGUUACAAUAAAUCAGACUCUUCCGAACCAGCCUGAAUACACCCUAGUGCAGCUGGCUCAAGGGCUCCAGCUCCUGCCUGUACUGCGCGAAGCCGGGGUGGCCCCGGUGCUGACCCAAGGGAAGUCUUCAUUCUAGGGACUGCUCUGGCUCUUCGCAGGCGGUGUAAGCCCCCUGCCCAGUGCAGCCAUGGGGCUGGAUUGUUCAGAGCCCCCAAGCAAGAGUCCACAGGGCUUUGCUGCUGGCUGCUUGGGAACAGCAGCCCUGGGAGUGGGAGGAAAGGCUGGCAGGGUGCUGCCUUUCCCCAGUGCUACACGUUCACCUGCUGGGACUCAUGCUUGCCCUUAUCUUUACCAGAGUGACACUCAGGCCUCAGUGGGUCAGAAGCCAGACUAGUGAUCAGUGGUACCCCAAAAGCCACAGUUGUGUGAAUUCAUCGUUCCAUUUACUAUCGUACUAGUCAUAUGUAAACAGUAUGACAGGGAAAUAUUUAGUUUUUAUAGGUUAUUCUCACAGCAAAAUGACUGACCAAGUAUUUUAUCAACUGCGGUUGGUUAAUCUAGUAAAAGCAUCCUGAUUGGUUAAUCAUGAAA